CUGAGCUGAGAGAGGGUGGUGGCACAAACAUGACCCAAAUCACUGCAUUUUUCCCAGCCAGAGAGGCAGAUCUCUGCUGGAGUCUUGCAUGAUAUAUAUUUAAAAAAGAAAUCCCCUUUCGUGUCUUUGCCAUAAAAGAGGAAUAGGUCCGUGGCUGCAUGGAUUUUUGUGUGCAGUCUAAAAAAACCAUCAUGCCAAGUUUAGGAUCGAAGAAGAAGGAGAGUCAAGCUGAGGACUUCCCGCAGCUGAGCAAUGAGAUGCAGCUGAGCAUCAUGAACAGGGUGAAGAGCGGAGAGUUGUCCAUCGAGGAUGCUCUGAACCAGGCCAGGAAGGACAGGAAGCAGCUGCUCAAAGAGGGGAGCCUGGCUGAAGAGGCACAGCAGCCCUCGCAGUACAACUUCAGCGUUCACAAGCACAGCCACUACAGGUGGCAGAAACGGGUUCUUCAGAUCGAUUUCAAGACCAAAAUGCUGUGCAGCAUCGAGAAAGGCAUCAUCAAGCGCCAGCUAGCUUUCUCCAUGGUGAAGAGUUGUGAUGAUGGAGCGGCCUCCAGGUUCUCCAUUUCCUUCAGAGGACAUCAUGAUUAUGAACUGGAGGCCACUUCGCUGGAGGACAAGCACAAGAUGAUUCAGCUCGUGAAUCAGAUCAUUUAUGGGAACAUAUACAGCGAUGCUGAGGAGGGCAGCGCAGAAGCACGUGAGCAGCCUCAAGCAUCACAGAGCCUCCGGGAAGGCGUCCUGUUGCUGCACCGAGGCGGCCUGGCAUCAUUCAAAUGGGUGAAAUACGAGGUCCAGCUCCAUCCAGGCCAGCUAACACUGGUCCCCGUCAGGCGACGAGGCCCCGCCGACGGCACGGUGACGUCCUCGGUGCCCGCCUCCAUCGUGGUUCACCUGUCCGACGGCGACACCAGCGUGCAGAAACCCAACGGCUCCGACACGUUCACUCUGAUCACCCACAGAAAUGAGUACCAGUUCCGGGUGCCUGUGUCAGACCAGACAGCUGCCCCUGGAUCUGUCCAGCAGGACCGAGAUGCUUGGGUCCAGGCCAUCGACAAACUGUGUUCAGACUGGAAGAGGAAGUCCAGGGGCGAACACGCGUUUGUGGAAACGCAGAGUCUACGAAAGCUCCGCAUAGCCGAAGACACAGAGGAUGCCGACGCAGACCUUGAGUCAAGUAGUGAAUUUGGUGGCGGGAAUGUGAGCCUCAUUUAUCCUCCAGUUGAUUAUGAAGACCCCACUUCAGGCGGUGGAGAUCAUUUAUCAGCAGGUGACACAGGUCAAAGUUGUCCCUCAGCUGAUCAAAGAAAACCCACUCCUAAACCUCGCAGCACCAGGAAGGCCGCUGUUCAGGUUAUGGGGCCUGAUAUUUUGCCUCCAGUCCCAUCGCCAACCUCUCCCGGUGUCGAAGCCCUGAAUUCACCCGCCUCCCCUCAACCCUCACCCACUCUCACUGCCCUCACAUCCUCUUCCACAGUCCCAGAGUCUCUUCCCCAAGAAUCAGGCUCAUCAGAUGUGAAAGAGCCCUCGCCCCCGAGCAUCCCAGCGCCUCCACCUUUACUCUUCAACCUGCGGAAUUUAAGGAAACCGUGCACCAAGGCUUUCCACUGGGACGUAGUCGGCUCAGAGAAGAUUGCAAAAUCAUUCUGGAUACAGGCGAGCACCGCGAGGAUCGAAAUCGACACAUCACGCCUAUAUGAGCAAUUUGCUGUUAAAGAUCUGGGGACGUCUGCCGCGCCUGAGCCGAGUAAUACCCAUCAUAUUAUGCUCAACCAGAAGAUUGCACACAACUUCAACAUUUUCCUCAAAAGUUUUCCAGUGCAACCGGGAGAGCUGAAGGACAAACUGUUCAUCGUUAAUGAGGAAGAUGGAGGCCUGUCUGAUGAGCACAUCGCCUCUCUGAGGAGGUAUGUCCCCACCAUGGAUGAUGUGGAAAUGUACAAAUCCCACAAAGGACCUGUGACAGAACUGCAUAUUGUGGACCAAUACAUGAUGGAGAUGUGCAACAUCCCCCAACUGAGCACACAACUCGACCUGCUGCUGACUCUGAGAGAGCUCCCGAUCAGCAUCGACGACCUGCAGCCGCUGAUUAACCAGAAGAUCAGAAUGUGCACACAGCUGAACAACUGCAGGUCAUUUGUUUCCGUGCUGGAGUACCUCCUCGCCAUUGGCAAUUACCUCAACGAGAACGCCAGGAAGGAAAAGGCCAAGGGAUUCCGCCUCUCCUCCUUAACCAAACUCUCCCAGCUCCGUGGGAGAGACAGGAAGUUCACCUUGCUCCAUGCCCUUGUGGAGCAGAUCAUGUUGCAUGAACCGUGCUUGGCCACUUUUACCCAGGAGUUGGCAGAAUUUGAAACUGUCCCGGGAGCGUCCAUCAAAGGCCUGACCGCAGAGGUAGACGUGCUGAAGAAUGAACUGCAGAAAGUCAUUCAGUACAGCAAAACUUCCAAGAAGAGAAAGGCUGGAACUCAACACCCAAACUUCUCCAAAGACCUGAAGACGGCGAUUGAGAAAUACAGCACGGAUCUCUCGGCAUUGACGAAGACGUGUGAGGAGAUGAAGGAACUCUACUCUGUCAUACUGGUUAAAUUCGGAGAACCGGCGAAUCAAGACUCUCAGGAGUUCUUUGGGCUGAUCUGUCAGUUCGUCCACGACUUCAAGAGGGCCCAUGCUGAAAGUCUAUGAGCUCUACUGUACAGAGCACAUACCGGCAUCCACUGAGGCUGCAGCGCUCAACAAACCAGAACGGGUCUCAUGUUUGAUGCAGUACUUGAAGAUCAGAAGCUGUUUGUGUUUUUCUCUUGUGUUCUUGUACAGAUGUCUUAUUCUAUAUUGGAGACCAGAUUGAUUGAACAGUCCGACAGCAUAAAGUGAACAGUGAUGCUAAUGCACCUGGACGGCGGGAUGACAGUGUCGGUGGAAAUCGAUUUUGUGAAUAUAAAACUGAUCUGGUGUCACAUUAUUUCAUGUCAGAGGGAGUUUUGAUUUGGGUCGACUUCAAGUUUACUGAACAUUUGUUUUGAGGUGAAUCGGUAAUGAAGGAUUUCAAAGCAGCAGUGUGCUGCUGAUACCCGCAGCUCGCUGCUGGCAGAGGAACAGAACAGGCAGCACUUCAGAGGCCAGCUGAGGACGGCGGGUGAUUAUUUUGAACAUGCAAUCGUGCUGCGGUCAGGGACGUCUCCUGUCCCAGCUCUCCAGGACGAGCUCCAAGGCCGCCUCUGAUUAAGGACCACAUCUGCACUGUGGUAAUGACAUGACGAGAAGCACAAAAUUACCCAUUGAAAAGGUUGAAAAGUAGUCUUCGCUCUGGUUAGAACUGAUUCAUGAGUUUCGCAGGUUUUUGUGCGUCUGACAUUUUAAUCAGUUGACAACAAAAGCGCUAUUUGUAGCUGUGGCUGUGGACCACGGUGCUAUAAUGAAGCAGACCGCACACUGAGCAGGAAAAGUUGCACAUUUCCUUGUAAAACCACCGAUUUUAAUUAAAACCCUACAUCUGCAGGAACUUGUGUUUCAUUAACAGGAAUCAUGCAGAACUACUUCAUUAAAUGUUCCCUUCACAGAGUUUCAUCUUAUUAUUCUUUUUUUACAUUUCCAGUUUGUCAAAAUUGUAGCUGGAUGGAUCAUUAAGGCUUUUUCAACCCACUUAUGUCAUAUCUUUGUACUGCUUUUGAAAUUAAAAAGAGACAAGUAGCCCAACACAAAGCAUGUACACAAAAUCAACCCGAGAAGUCACUUCAAUUAUCUGAAUUAUCAUUUCCUGUCUUACUUUGGAAUUAGUUUAACUUUUAUCGAGAUGCAGACAAAUAUUAUAGUUUUGCAUUUAAUGUCCCCUCGUUUAACGCCACAAUCUGAAUUGCAACACUUAUUUUUAUUUAUUUCAUUUUUCAAACAUUAUUAUUAUGAGGAUUAACCUUGAGUUUGCACCGGCUCGGCUGUGCACUCCUUUCACUUUUGGCUCUCAGGGUCAUCUCUGGGUCUGUGUUAAAAAUGUCAGACAUUCAAUUUCACAUUCUCCCAAUUUAAAAAAACUCUUCUAACCCAUUUUAUACUGAUGCUUUUGCGUGUAUUUACAGCAUCAGUGGUGUGAAUUCCUGGCCUUUGAGGAAGGCAGUAUGUGCAGCUGAAGCAGGAAGCUGCUGGUGUGGAUGUGUUGCUAUUAUUAUUAUUUCCCCUGUGAAAACCAAAUUUGAACAAAUGUUUGCAGCAGGAAGCAAAGUGUCAUAUUAUUAUGAACUGAUGGAAUUCAUUAUACACUAACGUUUAAACCGGUCUAAGAUGCUGCUCGCCUGCUCGUUGUUUCUGUGUUUCCUCUUCUUUGUUUAUUUAAUUUUCAUGCUUUUAUUUCAUGCCAACUCCUGCAGCCUGCCUCCUGGUUUCAUGUAGUGAAUAAACAUCAUCAUCAUCAACGCCACAGUUUUUCAUCCCCCUGAGGACUGAUACCAAUAAAGGCUUUUCUUAUCUUAUCUUAUCUUCAAACCUGGUUUCCCAAAAAGUUAGGACGCUGUGUAAAACUGUGUAAAUAAAAACUGAAUGUGA
Molecule: messenger RNA, 4532 nt
Organism: Chelmon rostratus (copperband butterflyfish)
Lineage: Eukaryota; Metazoa; Chordata; Actinopteri; Chaetodontiformes; Chaetodontidae
Product: formin-like protein 13
Exons: 17
Coding region: 159-2681 (840 amino acids)
Source: RefSeq, a predicted model, not a curated record